Messenger RNA from Drosophila albomicans, 2106 nucleotides. RefSeq names its product ATP-binding cassette sub-family G member 5. The transcript is spliced from 12 exons. Gene Ontology annotation, cellular component: plasma membrane. The record is from RefSeq and is a predicted model, not a curated record. NCBI's taxonomy places the organism in Eukaryota, Metazoa, Arthropoda, Insecta, Diptera, Drosophilidae. Bases 167 to 1981 code for a protein of 604 amino acids. Gene Ontology annotation, molecular function: ATP binding; ATP hydrolysis activity.
ACUCUGCGCUCAGUUGGUUUGGACGUGUUGACGCACAACAGCUAACCACAUUUAUUUUUUUGCUUCGUAUCGUGUUCUUUGAGCCGCUCUUCAACGGCGUACAGCGUGUGAAGCGGAGAGCAAAAGAACAACAAACAAAAGCUGUUGUUGUAGCGUGUUCUUGGCUAUGAAAAUGAUUGGCAGCGAUUACGUACUGGAAGCGCACAACAUAUUCCACACCACCGAGGUGGACGGUGGUGGGUGCUUCAAUGGAGCCGGCAAUUCAGCGCUGGUGCUCAAAGGCGUCAAUCUCACCGUGCACAGCGGCGAAGUGAUGGCCAUACUUGGCUCCAAGGGCAGCGGUAAGCGUGCUUUGCUGGAUGUGAUUGCACGACGUGCUGAUGGCGCCACUCGUGGUCAGGUGCUGCUCAAUGGCUCGCCACUGAGCAAGGCUCUGUUUCAGCAGCGCUGUGGCUAUGUGACGCAAUCCUGCACCUUUGUGCCUGGCCUGACGGUGGCUCAAACCUUGCACUACACGCCCACCAUUCUGGGUGGCUACUUAAAGAGCUCCAAGGUGCGUCAAGUGCUGGCUGAUUUGGCUCUCUCACAGGUGGCCCACAAGCGCGUAGAGUAUCUGAACAUCAGCGAAGCAAGGCGCUUGGCCAUCGGCAUACAGCUGGUCAGAGAUCCAGUCAUGUUGCUGCUGGAUGAACCCACUCAGGGACUGGAUCCACUCAGUGCCUACUUGCUCAUCUCCAUCUUGUCGAACACAGCCAAGAAGACAGGCUGUGGCAUUCUCCUUUCAUUGGAGAAGCCACGCUCCGAUGUGUUUCCAUUCUUGGAUCGUGCCUUGUUUCUGUGCUUGGGCGGUGUAGUUUAUUCUGGUGGCACUCGCGCCAUGCUGGAGUACUUCCAUGCUAUUGGUUUUCCUUGCCCUCAACUGGAGAAUCCACUCAUGUAUUAUCUGUGUUUGUCCACUGUGGAUCGUCGCAGUCGCGAUCGUUUCUUGGAGUCGAGUCAACAGAUUGAGGCGCUUGUGGAGCGUUUUUCUAGGGAAACUCCAAUAUCGGAUGCGCCGUUGAACAACAUGGGAACUGGCAAAGUACCGCUGGCCUAUGGCAAACCAGGCGAGCUCAAAGUCUGGUCCAUGCUCUAUCUCAAACUGUUGGCUUCCACAUUCUCCUGUGGGGUGGUGGGCAUGAAGACGCUUUUCCUGCGUAUGUUGCUAUUACCUUUAGCUAUGAGCUUGAUGUGGGGCUUUUACACCAAUGUGGGCGAUACUCCCAGCGGUUUCUUCACUAAGAAUGGCCUGAUAUUGAAUAUACUGGGACUGUCCUAUGGUUGUGGCAUCUUAACCACCAUAUCACUAUUUCCCAUUUGGCGCAAGAAGUUCUCACAGGACACUCCAGAAGGUCUCUAUUCGGGCACCACUUUACUCGUGGCUUACAAUGCCGUUUCCAUACCGUUCUCUAUAGCGUCUGCGGCGCUCGCCAGCUGCGUCGUCUAUCCUUUACUGCUAGACAGCAAGUUCAACAGCGCCACCAUCUUUGCUUACUUGCUGGUGGCGCUUUGGUCUAGUUUUGUGCUGGCCGAGCAGCUGUCCAUUGCCUUCCUGCUGGUGGUCAAGGUGCCCUUCAAUGCCGCCAUUGCCGUGACCUAUGUUUUGGUCAUAAGCAUUGCUUUGGCCAGCGGCACAGUGCGCUCAUUCAAGGGAUUGCAGCCCUGGUUGCAGGACAACACUAAGGGUACGCAUACGCGUUACGCCUCCUCGCUACUGCACAGCAUUGCUUUCCAGUCGCGCAAACCAAAUUGCACAUCCACCGCCUCUGUCGUUUGCCCCAAGGUGGCAGACUUCAUGCACGAGCGCUUGGGACUUCCCGAUCCAGAUGAAACAAUUGAUGUGGCUGCAUCGUGCGCUUUUGCUGUGGGCCUGGCCGCCUUCAAUAUGUUGCUCUAUUUGUUCCCAAUGCCACGCUGUGUGCGUCAGAAAUUUAAAGACUGAGGCGCCACUUCCGUUAACAUUAACUUUAACUUAACAUUUAAGGUGGCGAUGACACUAUCGCUGUUACUCCACCUCUAUUUAAGAUCUAUUUAAAAAGCACUAACAAUAAAUACCAAGAAAAAAUA